Molecule: messenger RNA, 1650 nt
Organism: Linnemannia hyalina
Lineage: Eukaryota; Fungi; Mortierellomycota; Mortierellomycetes; Mortierellales; Mortierellaceae
Source: the annotation of a GenBank genome assembly
AUGACAGUGCCACCAUCACAACAGAAGAAGCGAGUCGCAGUUAUCGGAGCAGGUGCCUCAGGUCUGACGGCCAUCAAGGAGUGCCUCGACGAAAAGGACCUGAUCGACGUUGUCGCCUUUGAACAAGAAAGCUACCUGGGUGGACUCUGGCGCUACGUCGAGGUCUCGGAGGACAACCCCAAUCCACACUCCUCCGUCUACAAGUCGACCAUCAUCAACACCUCCAAGGAGCUCAUGACUUACUCUGAUUUCCCUAUCCCUCUCGACUGGCCCACCUAUCUCCCCAACCAAAAGGUCGCCUUCUACUUUGACAAGUACGCCGAACAUUUUGACCUCAGACGUCAUAUUCGAUUCAGCACCAAAGUCCUCGAGGUCAAGGAACUGCACGACGAACAGAAGCGCUGGUCGGUUCGCUUCCACCCUGUCCUCCCUGCCAAUGUUGGACCUGACUCACCCUUGCCUGAGAUCCAGGAGGAGAUCUUUGACUACGUGAUGAUGUGCUCUGGUCACCAUUGGAAGCCCCGCUACCCUACUUUCGUCGGCAUGAACCCCAACGACCUUGAGGCUUACACGGGCGAGCAGCUGCAUUCGCAUUUCUAUCGCCAGGCGGAUGCCUACAGGGACAAGACUGUGAUUGUUGUUGGACUCGGUAACAGUGCAGUCGAUUUGGCGGUUGAGCUCUCGUUGAACCAGUCCCAGGUCUAUCUCUCCUGCCGACGACCUGCAUGGAUUGCACCCCGUUGGUUGCUCAGCAAGCCACUGGACCAUAGCCGUACUCGUCUGACGCAUACUAUCCCAUUCUUUUUGGUGCAAUUCAUCUUUGCAUUUCUCAUUACCCGCUUCUCCCCACCCAUUCACAAGAACAUGAAGCCUAUCCGCAGGCCGUUCGAGUCCCAUCCUACUAUCAACACCCUCCUACCCGAACGUAUCACAACCGGCACAGUCAAGCCUGUCAAAAAUAUCAAGAAGUUGGGACCUGGUAAACGGGUCGAGUUUGAGGACGGCACCGUGGUCGACCAUGUCGAUGCCGUCGUUUAUUGUACAGGAUACCAUAUCAGUUUCCCGGCCUUGGACCCCUCGAUCGUGACUGACGGUAAGGCGAGCGCAGAGCAGAGCAACCAGGUCUGGACAUGGAACUACAUGAUUCCCCCACGGCACCCCAACAUGGCUUUUGUCGGACUCUUCCAGCCUCUUGGAGCCAUCAUGCCCAUUUCAGAGAUGCAGUGCCGUUUCCUGGUCCGGACGCUUGUUGGCAAGAUGGAUCCCUUGCCCUCGGAGCAGGACAUGGACAAGGACAUUAAGGAGCUUAAGAAGUACAUCCGCACUCGAUACGACGAUACACCCCGACACACGAUCCAGGUCGAUUACGCUACUUACUGUGACAGUCUGGCGACCAAGAUCGGAUGUUUCCCUUCGCUCGCUAAGUUGGUGUCCAAGUUUGGAUUGGUGGAAGGGUUGAGGUUAAAGACAGAGACAAUCUUUGGACCUCCUACGCCGAUUCAGUACCGAUUGAUAGGACCUCAUGCUUGGGAGGGCGCGCGAGAGGCGACUUGGGGGUAUGCAGGCAAGGCCGCCUUUGCUGAUUCCAAGUACUUGAAGGAUUUCCAACCUACACCCCAAGGAAAACCGACCACCACCUUGACAAAAUAA